AUGUCUCCAGAGAGCUCCGAGAAUGCGAAACCUCGGGGUCAAAGCACGGAAGAAGUCAUCCAGCACAAGGAUAUCGAGCCACGAAUAGCCCCCGACCAAUUUGACCAGGAAUAUCGCACCACCAGAUGGGAGAUAUGGGCAUAUUAUGCCUAUUAUAUUGGAAACAAUGGGCUAUCGCUGUUUAACUUUGGCCCAACAGCUUUCCAGAACCUCCUCUAUCAAGCUGCCGGAGAGGAAGAAACUCUACUUUUCGCCGGCCGGCAACGCUCCAUCAACAGUAUAGUCCUCCUCAGCAACGGCAUUUCAUUUGCAAUCCAAGUCGUUGUCUUCCUCGUCAUCGGAAGUUUCGCAGAUUUCGGCAAAUGGCGACCGAAUAUCCUCAUCGGGUUGUCAAUCGUCGCCUACGGAAUCGGAUUUGGCUGGCUGGGCGUUCACACGGCGGAUAAAUGGCACAUUGGGGUGGGUCUGUACAUUGUCGGAUUGAUCGCCUACCAAACGACCCUCACGUUCUGGAUGGCCGCGUUUCCCGGAUUGGCGCGCAAUACUCCGGCGAUGUAUGCCAAAUCUGAGGAGUACGUUGCCGGACACAUCUCGCGCGACGAAUACGACUACGCCGAUAGCUUGGAGCGCAGUCGGUUGGCCAACAUUUCCUUCUACAUCCAGUCGGUCGCGGAGAUAUUCAUUCUUGCGAUCAUUGUUGGCAUCAUGUUCGGUUUGCGGGUGGAUGACAGCGAGCAGAAUAAUAAUUGGGGGUUGAGUGUUCUUGUUGCCUUUGCUACAGGGGUGUGGCUGUUGGUGUCUCUACCUUGGUUCUUCCUCGAGAAACGUCGGCCAGGACAGGAUCCGGGCGAUGAUAACAUCCUGAUGGCGGGAUUGAAGCAGCUCCGUCAUGCUUUGACGCAGGUGUGGAAGCUGAAGCAAAGCUUACUGUAUCUUCUAGGAUACUUCCUUCUUGGCGACUCCCUCAACACUACGGUGACCGUGAUAUCGACCUUACAAAACAGUGUGUCGUCUUACAACACACUGAAUCUGACCUAUCUGCUCAUCGUCGGCAUAGCAGCCCAGGCCGUCGGCAUCUAUUCCUUCUGGUACUGCCAAAAGCGCUUCCAACUCAGCACAAAAACAAUGUUCAACGCCAUCGCCAUGGCAAUAAUCCUCCUAGACGGCUGGGGCAUGAUUGGUAUAUGGACGCAACGAUUCGGAUUCCACCACGUCUGGGAAUUCUGGCUCUACCAAGUCUUCUACGGCCUCUUCGUCUGCCCCUGGUACAGCUACUCUCAAGUGAUGAUCUCCGAAGUGACACCCCGCGGCCACGACUUCCUCUUCUUCAGCCUAUUCAGCAUCAUCGGGAAGACAUCGUCAUUUAUCGGCCCGCUUGUCUCCAGCGCGAUUAUCGAUGCGUCGCCGUCGAGGAAUAAUUCGACGCCGUUUUACUUUUUGUUUGGGUUGAGUGUUACCAGUUUUGCGGUUUUGGUUGUUUGGUUGGAUUUGGAGGAAAGUCGGAAGGAACAGGAGAGGUUUUUGAGGGACCAGAAGAAUCGGGAGGUGGUGGGUGAUGAUUGA
This is a messenger RNA of Aspergillus melleus, 1563 nucleotides long. RefSeq names its product MFS transporter. Bases 1 to 1563 code for a protein of 520 amino acids. NCBI's taxonomy places the organism in Eukaryota, Fungi, Ascomycota, Eurotiomycetes, Eurotiales, Aspergillaceae. The transcript is spliced from 6 exons. The record is from RefSeq and is a predicted model, not a curated record.